GCCGAUCAGCUAACAGAGGAACAGAUUGCAGGUAGGAACGACUGAGUAAUUACUCUAGCAUGCUUUUAACACGUCUGACUCACUAAUGAACGACACACGCACAAAUAUACACGUCCACACGCACAAAUAUACACGUCCAUACGCACACACUCACAUAUACAGUGAGCUCCAAAAGUAUUGGGACAGUGACACAUUUGUUGUUGUUUUGGCUCUGUACUCCAGCACUUUGGAUUUGAAAUGAUACAAUGACUAUGAGGUUAAAGUGCAGACUGUCAGCUUCAAUUUGAGGGUAUUUUCAUCCAUAUCGGGUGAACCGUUUAGAAAUUUCAGCACUUCUUGUACAUAGUUCCCCCAUUUUAGGGGACCAAAAUUAUUGGGACAAAUUCACUUAAAUGUGUAGUAAAACUUUAGUAUUUGGUCCCAUAUUCAUAGCACGCAAUGCUAUGCCCAAGAGGGCCUGACUGAGCCUGUGACCCACCCACCAGUAGGAAACACUGACUUAACCAUAGAGACGUAACACCGUCUUGCAUUCUCCUCCUCACAGAGUUCAAAGAGGCGUUCUCCUUAUUUGACAAGGAUGGCGACGGCACAAUCACGACCAAAGAGCUGGGCACCGUGAUGAGGUCGCUGGGACAGAACCCCACAGAGGCUGAGCUGCAGGACAUGAUCAAUGAAGUUGACGCAGACGGUGAGUGGUGAAAUAAACACACCUGAUAGGUCAAAAAAACAGGAAACAGGAAGAUUAUAGACACAGGAUCUAAACGUAUCUGGUUAUGUCCUCUGGAUGCUGAAGUACAUAUUCUUUUUAGGAACGUGCCAUUAGUCGUUUACUCACUCUGCCUGUUCUGAGUCACACUCGGUUGACAGUAUCUUAUGAUGACCUCACUGUUACCUGCCUAAAGGGCUUCUGGAGUGUAACAGCUCGCUUUCCUAGUGUUGCAGUGUCAGCUUUACCAACAAGAGUAAGGCCUGUCAAUGUGGUGAGUGACAGCUCUUCAAGAAGCCUGUCCCAACCCAUCAGCUUAUCAACACAUCUCACUCCUGCCUACAUAGUUAUGGCUGAAUCAACAGCGACUCAUAAAUGGCACCCUAUUCCUUUUCUAGUGCACUACUUUUGAGCAGGGCCCAUAGGGGGGUGCCAUUUGGGACGCACUUUGAGUGAUUGAGAAUGAGGGUGUUCAUGGUGGAAGUUGGUCAGCAGCGUCUUUGACUCUUAAUGAUGUUGGAAAUGGAACCUGUCAGUCGUCUAGGUGGCCGGUCAGGCCUCUGAAACCGCGGUGAUGCCCUGUCAGCUUCUAGGGUUUUGGUAAAUGGGGCCAUAUCGAUCGGACCGCCAUAUUGAUCAAUCUCACCGUGGCUUGGCUCACUGUAUCUAUCCAAAGUUCUCCCUUCUCGCUCUGUUCUCUCUCUCUGUUCGCUCCUGUUCUGUACAUCAUUCUCUCUCUUGCUGAUGCAGUCUGAUGAAGGUAAUACUACAAAUAAAAGGGCUUACAUAACCUCUGCUCUGCUCUACGUUUCGCUUCGUACAUUCAGUAUCUCUUAUCUCUCCUCCCCUAAACUCUCCUCCCCACCCCUCCCCCCUCUCCUCUUUGUACAUCCAGUAGCCUCAUAGUGAUGUCAACAGCAGGGCCACAGAUUCUCCCUCUCCUCUCCUCUCCCUCUCCUCUCCCCUCUCGUCUUUGUACAUCCAGAAGCCUCAUAGUGAUGUCAACAGCAGGGCCAUAGAUUCUUUACCAAACAAGCAGAGUGGAUGACAGAGGAAGUAGAGAAUGAGGUUAGCUUUACCUCCGAGAGCUGUGCUGUUGGUCUCUGUGAGAGGAGAGGCUUUACCUCAGAGAGCUGUGCUGUUGGUCUCUGUGAGAGGAGAGGCUUUACCUCAGAGAGCUGUGCUGUUGGUCUCUGUGAGAGGAGAGUCUUUAUCUCCGAGAGCUGUGCUGUUGGUCUCUGUGAGAGGAGAGGCUUUACCUCCGAGAGCUGUGCUGUUGGUGUCUGAGAGGAGAGGCUUUACCUCAGAGAGCUGUGCUGUUGGUCUCUGUGAGAGGAGAGGCUUUACCUCAGAGAGCUGUGCUGUUGGUCUCUGUGAGAGGAGAGGCUUUACCUCAGAGAGCUGUGCUGUUGGUCUCUGUGAGAGGAGAGGCUUUACCUCAGAGAGCUGUGCUGUUGGUCUCUGUGAGAGGAGAGGCUUUACCUCCGAGAGCUGUGCUGUUGGUCUCUGUGAGAGGAGAGGCUUUACCUCAGAGAGCUGUGCUGUUGGUCUCUGUGAGAGGAGAGGCUUUACCUCAGAGAGCUGUGCUGUUGGUCUCUGUGAGAGGAGAGGCUUUACCUCAGAGAGCUGUGCUGUUGGUCUCUGUGAGAGGAGAGGCUUUACCUCAGAGAGCUGUGCUGUUGGUCUCUGUGAGAGGAGAGGCUUUACCUCCGAGAGCUGUGCUGUUGGUGUCUGAGAGGAGAGGCUUUACCUCAGAGAGCUGUGCUGUUGGUCUCUGUGAGAGGAGAGGCUUUACCUCAGAGAGCUGUGCUGUUGGUCUCUGUGAGAGGAGAGGCUUUACCUCAGAGAGCUGUGCUGUUGGUCUCUGUGAGAGGAGAGGCUUUACCUCAGAGAGCUGUGCUGUUGGUCUCUGUGAGAGGAGAGAGGGAGAGGCUCUGAAGUAGUGUUUGUGGUUCCCUGUCAUAGCUUUUUUUCUCGCUGUUGACGCCCUCCACCCCGUGUGAAAAAUAUUUGAAUUUAUUGGUUUCAACAGAAAGUUUUGCAGCCCUGGAUGUUUUCUUAGGGGCCUUUCCGCCUUGCCUAGGAAAAGCUAUGAGGGAAUACUAGCCUGUGGAAUGAAUGUCAUCAUCAGUAGAAUGAGUCUGCUUCCUGUAGUUUGCGUCAGCAGUGCCUCCUUAUAUAGCCUAUAUGAUCACACCAUCUCACACUCAUUCCCUCGCUCCAUCUUUCUCCCACCCACUCCAUCUCCCCCUCUCGUACGUCACAGGCAGAGUCAAACCCAAGAGUCAGUCAGCCAGCUCUCCAUCACUCCAGACCUCCUCUUCCAGUGGUGCUUUUCCUGCCUUGCUACCUAGUGUCUAAACACACAUAUGCACUCACACACCUAGUUGACAGAGUGAGAGUGUGUGUGUGUGUCCCUGUGUGGCUCUGUCUGUGUCUCUGGGUGUUAGUUAACAGGUCAUUAGAUAGCCCCUGGCCAUUAGAUCACCAUCUUCCCCAUCAUCCCACAUCCCACUGCCGACACCAACGUACUGUAUGUCCAGCCAAAGAAGUAUAAGUCUACCCAUCACCUUCCCAUUGUUCUAGAAAUUCUAUUUUUAUGUGCAUCCAUCCAUCCUCCACCACCCAUGAGCCCACACAUCUUUAGAGGCAGCUGAGGUCUAAAUAAACAGGUUUGAUUCUGGUUAGAGGUUAUGUCAGGGAUCCCACUGCUGCCCCUAAUAUACAUCCAUCCACCAGACAUAAGCCCACACAUCCUGUGACCCCUGACUGGGAGGCCUGGGGCCUGGUUAGAGAAAAGGGAGAAGGAUGGGUGCUGGUUAGACACCCCCCCCCCCCCCCCCCCCCGAUAACGAUUUGGUUUGAUUAGAGAACAAAUCGAUUUGAUGCUCUCACAUUUGUUGCAUAAACACAUUCAUUUUCCAUUCUAAAUUCAAAUCUGCUGCUGAUGAGCUGGGCUUCUGAGCUUGUGUGUGUUUGUGUUUUUGUAAAUUACAAAUCAACUAUGACAUAGCCAAUGCAUAUACAGUGGGGGAAAAAAAGUAUUUAGUCAGCCACCAAUUGUGCAAGUUCUCCCACUUAAAAAGAUGAGAGAGGCCUGUAAUUUUCAUCAUAGGAACACAUCAACUAUGACAGACAAAUUGAGAAAAAAAAUCACAUUGUAGGAUUUUUUAUGAAUUUAUUUGCAAAUUAUGGUGGAAAAUAAGUAUUUGGUCACCUACAAACAAGCAAGAUUUCUGGCUCUCACAGACCUGUAACUUCUUCUUUAAGAGGCUCCUCUGUCCUCCACUCGUUACCUGUAUUAAUGGCACCUGUUUGAACUUGUUAUCAGUAUAAAAGACACCUGUCCACAACCUCAAACAGUCACACUCCAAACUCCACUAUGGCCAAGUCCAAAGAGCUGUCAAAGGACACCUGCACCAGGCUGGGAAGACUGAAUCUGCAAUAGGUAAGCAGCUUGGUUUGAAGAAAUCAACUGUGGGAGCAAUUAUUAGGAAAUGGAAGACAUACAAGACCACUGAUAAUCUCCCUCGAUCUGGGGCUCCACGCAAGAUCUCACCCCGUGGGGUCAAAAUGAUCACAAGAACGGUGAGCAAAAAUCCCAGAACCACACGGGGGGACCUAGUGAAUGACCUGCAGAGAGCUGGGACCAAAGUAACAAAGCCUACCAUCAGUAACACACUACGCCGCCAGGGACUCAAAUCCUGCAGUGCCAGACGUGUCCCCCUGCUUAAGCCAGUACAUGUCCAGGCCCGUCUGAAGUUUGCUAGAGUGCAUUUGGAUGAUCCAGAAGAGGAUUGGGAGAAUGUCAUAUGGUCAGAUGAAACCAAAAUAUAACUUUUUGGAGGACAAAGAAUGGUGAGUUGCAUCCAAAGAACACCAUACCUACUGUGAAGCAUGGGGGUGGAAACAUCAUGCUUUGGGGCUGUUUUUCUGCAAAGGGACCAGGACGACUGAUCCGUGUAAAGGAAAGAAUGAAUGGGGCCAUGUAUCGUGAGAUUUUGAGUGAAAACCUCCUUCCAUCAGCAAGGGCAUUGAAGAUGAAACGUGGCUGGGUCUUUCAGCAUGACAAUGAUCCCAAACUCACCGCCCGGGCAACGAAGGAGUGGCUUCGUAAGAAGCAUUUCAAGGUCCUGGAGUGGCCUAGCCAGUCUCCAGAUCUCAACCCCAUAGAAAAUCUUUGGAGGGAGUUGAAAGUCUGUGAUUCCCAGAGACAGCCCCAAAACAUCACUGCUCUAGAGGAGAUCUGCAUGGAGGAAUGGGCCAAAAUACCAGCAACAGUGUGUGAAAACCUUGUGAAGACUUACAGAAAACGUUUGACCUGUGUGAUUGCCAACAAAGGGUAUAUAACAAAGUAUUGAGAAACUUUUGUUAUUGACCAAAUACUUAUUUUCCACCAUAAUUUGCAAAUAAAUUCAUUAAAAAUCCUACAAUGUGAUUUUCUGGAGAAAAAAAAUCUCAUUUUGUCUGUCAUAGUUGACGUGUACCUAUGAUGAACAUUACAGGCCUCUCUCAUCUUUUUAAGUGGGAGAACUUGCACAAUUGGUGGCUGACUAAAUACUUUUUUUCCCCACUGUAUAGCACAAUGUUUCAUUUCACCCCCAUCUCAAAAUGGAAUGGUUUUGACAGUUUGGAUGUUUUUAGAGAGCUUAUUUUCUCAUUCUGCUUCGGCCAUGCAGAGCACCUCGCAAAAGUGAUUCCUCGUUAUGAAAUGAUCAACUUUACCCUGUAUAUCUGUAAAUGACCAUAUACUGUACACUGACUGUUUUUAAAGCAAAACUACCAAAACUAUUGCUGAUGGUGAACCUUAACAAUUCAAAUAAAAUCUAUUGUAAGGCCCAUUCAACAGGUAUCGCCAGAUGAGUUGUCUCCGGUAGCUUACUUUUAUUCCGGUAAAACACUAUUUUCAACAGCGCAUAGAUAACAAUAACCUAGCAAAUUACAUAGGUUGUCACUCAAUUAAUAAAGCCUAAUAUCGCACAAGCCAUUUUAGCAUUUGAAUGCUGAAGGUGCAAGAUCAGGAACAGGCCUCCUACCUCGCGUUGGUCAGCGCGCGAAGCUGGGCACAGUGUGCAGUUUGACUAGGCUACUGAUAUUCCCUGGGGUUGUUCGGCAUGCAAAAUCACUUGUAGGUCAAUGACUGUCAACACAGUUACAUGCUUAGUUCCACACUGAAGGAGAGGACGCAUCAGUUGUCACAAAAGAUUAGGUAUUUUCGUAAAGGUAGCAAAAAAGUGAUAUGAGCCCCCAAAAUGUGAAUCAAUCGAUUUUCUGACCGAUGCAUGCUACGUUUGGAUCGGUUUGGGCCAGACCGAUGCAUUCCUAUCUUAAUGGGAUACUUCCGUAUUUGGGCAAUAAGGCCCUUUAGCAUGCUAGUAGAUACCCAUAGACUUCCAGUCAUUGCUCUAACGCUAGUUAGCGUUGGCUCGCGAAACGAACUCUAACUUCCUUUAUACUGGACACAACGCAGUGAAUAACUUAAAGAGACUUAAAAAUGACUCUGUGGAGGUAGAUAAAGGGCCUCAUUACCAAUACCCAGAAGUAUCCCUUUAAACAUUUGAAUCAGGGACUGAUGAGUAUAAGUGAAUCGUUACAUCCUUAAUUAUCAUCAUAGGAAAAUUCUAGCUAGGCAACCAAGCAUUUGUCUUUAUUUACACAGAGUUUUUCUAAAUCAUUCGAUUUUCUGCAUAGUCUUUCUUCAUUUAUACAGUUUUUCUAAUCAACAGCAGAUGUACAGGUAACUGACAAAAUGGAAACACUUGAGUAAAUGAGGGAUACAAAGUAUAUUAUAAGCAGGUGCUUCCACACAGGUGUGAUUCCUGAGUUAAUUAAGCAAUUAACAUCCCAUCAUGCUUAGGGUCAUGUAUAAAAAUGCUGGGCAGGCCAUUAUGUUGGCCAUUAUUUGGCUACCAUGGCUAUGCCCCCAUAGGAUGACAAUGCCCCCAUCCACAGGGCACGAGUGGUCACUGAAUGGUUUUAUGAGCUUGAAAACGAUGUAAACCAUAUGCCAUGGCCGUCUCAGUCACCAGAUCUCAACCCAAUUGAACACUUAUGGCGAGGUGCCUGAGACAGGGUUUUCCACAAUCAUCAACAAAACACCAAAUGAUGGAAUUUCUUGUGGAAGAAUGGUGUUGCAUCCCUCCAAUAGAGUUCCAGACACUUGUAGAAUCUAUGCCAAGGUGCAUUGAAGCUGUUCUGGCUCGUGGUCGCCCAACGCCCUAUUAAGAGACUUUGUUUCCUUUUUUCUGGCAGUUACCUGUAUGUUCUACUUUUAUCUCUAUCUUAUUCUUGUAUUGCACUCUGCACCUUUAACUGAAUGUGGUAGUUCUAUCUCCAAUCCAGGCAACGGCACCAUUGACUUCCCAGAGUUCCUGACCAUGAUGGCCAGAAAAAUGAAGGACACAGACAGCGAGGAGGAGAUCCGUGAAGCCUUUAGGGUAUUCGACAAGGUAAGGUACUACAUGUACUCAGCUGCGAUUUUAUCAUGUCAAUCUUGGUGGGGCAAACCCCCCCCCCAAAAAAAAAGUUUUGCUAUGCAUGCCAGCAAAGCCACUACACAACACAACACUAAACAAUACAUUAAUUGGACUAUAAUGGUGACAAACAGUGCCCACAAACAGUUAGGGCCUACAUAAAGCUGUCCCAACAACAGUCCCAACAUCUUACCACUGCUACACCUGGCUAUCAGCAGAGCCUUGUCUGGUAGCGAAACAGUUAAUUCAGCCUCAUUUACUGCCUUAAAAAAAAAAAACUGUUGAUAUGGCUGACUUGCUUAAACAAAUGUGGUUUCUACUGACAAUUGAGAUGUACAAACUAUGGCAUAAGGGGACGACGAGCGGAUAAGAGGCAAUAUAACUAUUUGUUCAGCACUUUUGAAAUGUACAGCAACAGAAUUCAGAACAUGGGCCGUUCUUACAGUAGUCUCCCUGUACACCAAGUCAGAAUCGUACGAUAAAUAAAGGGGGUAUAUAAGCAGACAAUGAAAGCUCUUACAAUAUUUGAUGAUGACAUUUCUCUAAAACAGGCUAUAGGAUACAUGUGCACCACCAAGUCAGAACAGUAAGCUAAAUUAUGAGGGGAAAAGGGACCAAAUUAUUAGAAUGAGGCACAUGGGCUACUAACGGCUUACUACACAACAUACACUUAGUAUUACUUUUUAGCUACAGUAUACAUAUCUCCCUGGCAUAUUACAUCAUUUAUGCAGCAGCAUACAAUACAUCUUUGGACUCACCUUGUUGUGCUGUGCUCACUUGAACAGGAAGGUGGUGCGGCGGUCCUUGGUGGGCAAAUUUUGUCAUCACUUGGUCAUCAAAGUCUGCCAUUCUCUGGAUUGAUGGUGCUUUCAAGACAACUGGGAACUGAAAAAAACAAGGACGAAUCAUGACAUUAGUGAUCUUCAGGUCGGAGCUCUAGAAAGAGGCCCGGGUUCCCGACUUAGAAUUCCGAGUUGGAUGACCAUUCAAAACUUAUUUUGCCAGUCGGAGCUCGUUUUUAUCCGAGUUCCCAGUUGUCUUGAACUCACUGAAGUCUGAGAUUUCCGAUUUUCCAGUUGGUUUGAAAGCGGCAGAAGUCAUGCUGGAUUGACAGCAUGGCCAAUGUUGAAUGUUUAUACCUUUUUAAGCUUUGAAAAGAGCCCCUUAUACCCAGAUUUGGACCACACAUCAACUCCACUGAAUAGCAGGCUAGUGGUUGCGUUUCAAUGCUUGCAGUUAGCCACUGAUUCCUUCCAAACCACUCUUUGUUGAAUUUGCAAUUUCCAACAUGUUUAUGUCCAAUGACCGAUGAGCACCGAUACAUUUUAUCUAUACUUUCUCUUCAUAAUUUCUCUUAAUAUUACAAGGAUUGAAAAGGAUUUGCCAGUAUAUUGUCGACUUGAUUCAUGAUGAUGACUGCUAGCUAAGAUUUUGAAAGUAUGAUGUUGACAUGAUCAGUCCAAUCAAAGCUACUGUAGGUAUAACGUGAUUUUAUGUCAUUUUAUCUGUGGCCAAUGACCUUGAGGCUUCUUGGAUGGGCACUUCUAAUGUAACUCUAUGGCAGCACCCAAGGGUCUUGAAUUUUUCGAGCUCUCCCCGUAGAUUUUGCGGUGACGUGUUGUCCCCAUGAGUGACAGAACACUGAGCCAAUCACGGCGCAACUAGAGAACAUUACCAACCGUUACGCUCCGUAUUUUCAGUUGGCUGCCCCACCACCACAGAAAGCACUGAGCUAGGUUGAAACACCUGCAUUUUGGAGCUGCCUUACUCAAGAAAGCAAAAGAGAGACCAUGUUUGUAUGCGGCUUUAUUAACUCAAUGAUUUAUAAAUGUUUGUACAUUGUUUGCAGACUGAUAUGUGACAUGUAUUAAUGCCAAAAUAACAUGCAAAAAGGGUGGGGCUCAAAACAUUUGGGGCUCCUCCCCACCUGUCCUGAAUGACGGGACGCCAAAGCAUGUACUACCUUGGAGAGUAGAGACUAUUAUCCUCAUAGGACAAUUUUGCUUCGUUAUAAACUAGUAAACAGUCAACUUUCAUAAGAUGUACCCACCUUUUGAUAAACACGUCGUCAAACUCUUCCUGUUAUGGUGAUGCUAUAUAUAUCAUUAACCGUCCAAUGGGAUUUGAUUCUCCACUCAUCAUUACCCAAUGGGGAUUUGCCUCGGUUAUAUCCUGAUUGCUCACCGAAUGGGAAUGCCUUUCCAUCUAUUCUCACCCAAUGGGAUUCCUUCUCUCCUGUGUCUCCAGGACGGAAACGGCUACAUCAGCGCCGCAGAGCUCCGCCACGUCAUGACAAACCUGGGGGAGAAGUUAACAGACGAGGAGGUAGACGAGAUGAUCAGAGAAGCAGACAUUGAUGGAGACGGACAGGUCAAUUAUGAAGGUAAGAGGACAGAUCUUGCCCUGUAUGAUUAACCUGCCACAUGUAGCAGUGGUUAUUAGUGGUUAUUAGAUGGGAGGGAGGGAGGAGACAGACAGACAGACAGACAGACAGACAGACAGACAGACAAUGAAGGUAAGAGGGCAGAGUGGGGUAAGUUCAGCCACCCUUGUUUCUAGAAAACCAUACAUAAAGUUAAUCAUUUGACCAAAUAUUUAGGAAGAGGUCAUCAUUUCAUGGAGUCUGAGAAGGGAAGAAACCAUGGUAACACUUUACUUGACACCCAGUGUCAUAACCAUGUCAUAAUACACUAAAUAUACAAAUGUAUGUGGACACCCCUUAAAAUUAGUGGAUUUGGCUAGUUUAGCCACACCCGUUGCUGACAGGUGUAUAAAAUCGAGCACACAGCCAUGCAAUCUCCAUAGUCAAACAUUGGCAGUAGAAUGGCCUUACUGAAGAGCUCAGUGACUUUCAAUGUGGCACCGUCCUAGGAUGCCACCUUUCCAACAAGUCAGUUCAUCAAGUUUCUGCCCUGCUAGAGCUGCCCCGGUCAACUGUAAGUGCUGUUAUUGUGAAGUGGAAACAUCUAGGAGCAACAAUGGCUCAGCCGCGAAGUGGUAGGCCACACAAGCUCACAGAACGGGACCGCCGAGUGCUGUAGAGCGUAAAAAAUUGUCUGUCCUCAGUUGCAACACUCACUACCGAAUUCCAAACUGCACAAGAACUGUUCGUCGUGAGCUUCAUGAAAUGGGUUUCCAUGGCAGAGUAGCCGCACACAAGCCUAAGAUCACCAUGCGCAAUGCGAAGCGUCGGCUGGAGUGGUGUAUAGCUCGCCGACAUUGGACUGUGGAGACGUGGAAACGCGUUCUCUGGAGGGAUGAAUCCGACGGACAAAUCUGAGUUUGGCAGAUUCCAGGAGAACGCUACCUGCCCCAAUGCAAAACUGGGUUUGGCGGAUGCCAGGAGAACGCUACCUGCCCCAAUGCAUAGUGACAACUGUAAAGUUUGGAGGAGGAGGAAUAAUGGUCUGUGGCUGUUUUUCAUGGUUCGGGCUCCUUAAUUCCAGUGAAGGGAAAUCUUAAUGCUACAGCAUACAAUGUUACAUACAACAUUCUAGACGAUUCUGUGCUUCCAACUUUGUGGCAACAGUUUGGGGAAGGCCCUUUCCUGUUUCAGCAUGACAAUGCCUUCAUGCACAAACCAUACAGAAAUGGUUUGUCGAGAUCGGUGUGGAAGAACUUGACUGGCCUGCGCAGAGCCCUGACCUCCACCCUAUCGAACACCUUUGGGAUGAAUUGGAACGCAGACUACGAGCCAGGCCUAAUCGCCCAACCUCACUAAUGCUCUUGUGGCUGAACGGAAGCAAGUCCCUGCAGCAAUGUUCCAACAUCUAGUGGAAAGCCUUCCUAGAAGAGUGGAGGCUGUUAUAGCAGCAAAGGGGGGACCAACUCCAUAUUAAUGCCCAUGAUUUUGGAAUGAGACAUUCGACAAGCAGGUGUCCACAUACUUUUGGUCAUGUAGUGUAUGAAAUAAUACCUGACAUAACCUAUCAUAAUAUGGUCAUUAACACUGUCAUGACCCAUAUUUACACCUGUUGUGACAUACACUACCGUUCAAAAGUUUGGGGUCACUUAGAAAUGUCCUUGUUUUCGAAAGAAAAUCAAUUUUUUUGUCCAUUAAAAUAACAUCAAAUUGAUCAGAAAUACAGUGUAGACAUUGUUAAUGUUGUAAAUGGCUAUUGUAGCUGGAAACGGCAGAUUUUUUUAUGGAAUAUCUACAUAGGCGUACAGAGGCCCAUUAUCAGCUAUUCCAUGCAAGAAAUUGCCAAGAAACUGAAGAUCUCGUACAACGCUGUGUACUACUCCCUUCACAGAACAGCGCAAACUGGCUCUAACCAGAAUAGAAAGAGGAGUGGGAGGCCCCGGUGCACAACUGAGCAAGAGGACAAAUACAGUGGGGAAAAAAAGUAUUUAGUCAGCCACCAAUUGUGCAAGUUCUCACACUUAAAAAGAUUAGAAGAGGCCUGUAAUUUUCAUCAUAGGUACACGUCAACUAUGACAGACAAAUUGAGGGAAAAAAAUCCAGAAAAUCACAUUGUAGGAUUUUUUAAUGAAUUUAUUUGCAAAUUAUGGUGGAAAAUAAGUAUUUGGUCACCUACAAACAAGCAAGAUUUCUGGCUCUCACAGACCUGUAACUUCUUCUUUAAGAGGCUCCUCUGUCCUCCACUCGUUACCUGUAUUAAUGGCACCUGUUUGAACUUGUUAUCAGUAUAAAAGACACCUGUCCACAACCUCAAACAGUCACACUCCAAACUCCACUAUGGCCAAGACCAAAGAGCUGUCAAAGGACACCAGAAACAAAAUUGUAGACCUGCACCAGGCUGGGAAGACUGAAUCUGCAAUAGGUAAGCAGCUUGGUUUGAAGAAAUCAACUGUGGGAGCAAUUAUUAGGAAAUGGAAGACAUACAAGACCACUGAUAAUCUCCCUCGAUCUGGGGCUCCACGCAAGAUCUCACCCCGUGGGGUCAUAAUGAUCACAAGAACGGUCAGCAAAAAUCCCAGAACCACACGGGGGGACCUAGUGAAUGACCUGCAGAGAGCUGGGACCAAAGUAACAAAGCCUACCAUCAGUAACACACUACGCCGCCAGGGACUCAAAUCCUGCAGUGCCAGACGUGUCCCCCUGCUUAAGCCAGUACAUGUCCAGGCCCGUCUGAAGUUUGCUAGAGUGCAUUUGGAUGAUCCAGAAGAGGAUUGGGAGAAUGUCAUAUGGUCAGAUGAAACCAAAAUAGAACUUUUUGGUAAAAACUCAACUCGUCGUGUUUGGAGGACAAAGAAUGCUGAGUUGCAUCCAAAGAACACCAUACCUACUGUGAAGCAUGGGGGUGGAAACAUCAUGCUUUGGGGCUGUUUUUCUGCAAAGGGACCAGGACGACUGAUCCGUGUAAAGGAAAGAAUGAAUGGGGCCAUGUAUGAUGAGAUUUUGAGUGAAAACCUCCUUCAUUCAGCAAGGGCAUUGAAGAUGAAACGUGGCUGGGUCUUUCAGCAUGACAAUGAUCCCAAACACACCGCCCGGGCAACGAAGGAGUGGCUUCGUAAGAAGCAUUUCAAGGUCCUGGAGUGGCCUAGCCAGUCUCCAGAUCUCAACCCCAUAGAAAAUCUUUGGAGGGAGUUGAAAGUCUGUGUUGCCCAGCGACAGCCCCAAAACAUCACUGCUCUAGAGGAGAUCUGCAUGGAGGAAUGGGCCAAAAUACCAGCAACAGUGUGUGAAAACCUUGUGAAGACUUACAGAAAACGUUUGACCUGUGUCAUUGCCAACAAAGGGUAUAUAACAAAGUAUUGAGAAACUUUUGUUAUUGACCAAAUACUUAUUUUCCACCAUAAUUUGCAAAUAAAUUCAUUAAAAAUCCUACAAUGUGAUUUUCUGGAUUUUUUUUCUCUCAAUUUGUCUGUCAUAGUUGACGUGUACCUAUGAUGAAAAUUACAGGCCUCUCUCAUCUUUUUAAGUUGCACAACUUGCACAAUUGGUGGCUGACUAAAUACUUUUUUCCCCCACUGUACAUUAGAGUGUCUAGUUUGAGAAACAGACGCCUCACAGGUCCUCAACUGGCAGCUUCAUUAAAUAGUACCCACAAAACACCAGUCUCAACGUCAACAGAGAAGAGGCAACUCCGGGAUGCUGACCUUCUAGGCAGAGUUGCAAAGAAAAAGACAUAUCUCAGACUGGCCAAUAAAAAGAAAAGAUUAAGAUGGGCAGUCUGAGAUAUGGCUUUUUCGGGUGUCAAUUAAAGUGUUACCGAAACCACAUUGAAAAAGUGGUAAGCAAGUUAGGUCCAAAAAACAGAUUUUCACCAUGUCAAAUUAAUUUGUAUCUAAACCAAAGUAGAUAAUUUUAAGAUUGUUCAAUACAUCAGUUGGGGUCACUAUAAGCUUCAAUAUGAGGUCCUAAACCUAGCAUGAAAGUGCAUCCUUGUAGCUGUGUGGGUUAAUAUAGUCAGAAUGUUUGCCUUGGGGUAAGUUCAGCCAAUGGCAAGUUGAGCAAAUUAAAGCGUUUUCUUUUCAGGCGUAAUGUAAGUCAUUAUCGCUGGGAUAUGAGGUAACAACACUGCCUAUGUAAAUAAUGUUUUUUUGAAGGUACAAAGUGUUUGUUAGGUGUUAAAAUGAUUAAAAGGCAAAAAAAUGAUUUGUGAUUGUGUUGAAUUGGGAAAUAAAGAUAGACAUGGUUUUUUACAAGGUAGUGGUAAGAUUUCAUUCAGUACAGAAAUGUGUAGGCGGCUUAAUUUACACUGUCCUGCAUUUACACAAUGGGUUAAUGGGGUCCAAUGAGCUACAGUAUGUUCCUAAUCUUUGUCUUUGUGUUCUUUCAUUCAUUCUCUCUCUCUCUGUCUCUCUAUCUCUCUCUCCUUCUACAGAGUUUGUACAGAUGAUGACUGCA
Molecule: messenger RNA, 13993 nt
Organism: Coregonus sp. 'balchen'
Lineage: Eukaryota; Metazoa; Chordata; Actinopteri; Salmoniformes; Salmonidae
Source: the annotation of a GenBank genome assembly